Tachysurus vachellii is the source of this 772-nucleotide messenger RNA. Its product is annotated as cornifelin homolog B-like. The coding region runs from base 190 to 600 and encodes 136 amino acids. The transcript has 5 exons. Lineage: Eukaryota; Metazoa; Chordata; Actinopteri; Siluriformes; Bagridae. The record is from RefSeq and is a predicted model, not a curated record.
CGCACGCGCCUCGAGAUCAUUUACAGCACCUGUGUUAUUUCCCCCAGCGUCCAGGUGGCAGCAGCUCUACCGAAUUCUACUGAGCUUCACUCUCGUUCAACACGGCGUCCAAAUCGAAGUCGUCGUUCUACGUGGUGGAGGCACAGAAGUGUGCAGAUUUCUUUCUCUUCUUUCUUCUUCGAUUCAUUUAUGGAUUUAAACGAAUCGACAGAAAUGACGACCAAGAUGGUGAUUAAACAGCCGCAGGCGGUGCUGGAGUCCAAAGAUUCUGAUGAGUGGAACUCCGGGAUCUGUGACUGCUGCGACAACAAGCCUGAAUGUUGUUGUGUGUUUUGGUGCUGCCCUUGUUUUGCCUGCAAGAAGACUAAAGAAUAUGGCCAGUGCUUAUGUCUCCCCCUGCUGGACAUUUGUGGUAUCGUCUCACCUGCCACAUGGGCCAUGAGGGUGUCCAUGCGUUACCGUUACGGCAUUAAGGGCACGCUGUGUAAUGACUGUCUAAUGGCCACGUUCUGUACGCCCUGCGUCUGGUGUCAGAUGUCACGUGAGAUGAAAUUGCGUUCGAUUCCCAUCGCUUUGAUCAACGCCAGGCCAAAGAACUGAUCUGUAAAAAAAGUUGUAUAAACCUAUUUAUUUAUCUAAAGGUUCUGUUCAUCAGUGUUUAAUCGCAUGACAAUUUAGAGUUCUGUGAAUGUUACCUCCAUGUAUUUGAUUUUUUUUUUUUUAAGUUGUAUUAUUAUUGUUGUCGUCAAAAUAAAAUGUGCAUGGUCUUCUG